CCGCGCUGAACAGAAACCCGUUUUCUUCCAAUUAUAUCUUCCAAGUUGCACUGCCUCACUGCGCUUCCCCUUGCUCUAAAACCCUAGACUCUGUCUCUCUCUUAAACCCGGCCUUCGCUUUUCCCAGCUUUCGGACAUGGAGUUUUGGGGAGUUGAGGUGAAAAGUGGAGAGCCCCUUAAGGUCUUGUCUGGUGAUGGCAUGGUUUUGCAUCUUUCUCAGGCUUGUCUUGGUGAAUUGAAAAAGGAGAAAGGAAAUGAAUCUGUAUGCUUGUUUGUGAAUGUCGAUGGAAAGAAACUUGUUCUUGGAACACUGUUCACUGAGAAAUUGCCUCAGCAACAAUUUGACUUGGUGUUUGACCAAGAUUUUGAGUUAUCUCACAACUGGAAAAGUGGAAGUGUCUACUUCUUUGGAUACAAGGCCUCUAACCCGUUUGAAGAAGAUGCCUUGCCCGAGGGAGAAUCUGAUGAUUCUGAAUCUGAGGAAAAUAUUCCACUUAGCAUUGCCAAAAAUGGGAAACCUGAGUCCAAGGCAAAGCAAGAGAAACCUGUUGAAGCUGAAAAGGCUAGUGCAGCCAAAGGAAAGGAAUCUGAUGCUGGUAAGAAAAAAGGGAAGCUGGUGGAGCCAAACAAAGAUGUAAAAUCCAAAGAAGACAAUGAAAGUAGCGACGAAGAUGUGAUGUCCGACGCUGACGAUGACUCUGAGGAUGAGGAUGACGAGGAUGAGUCCGACGAUGAAUCUGAUGAGAGCAACAAAGAGAGUCCUAAGAAGGUUGAACCAAGCAAGAAGCGACCUGUAGAAUCAGCUACCAAAACACCAGUUCCGAGCAAAAAGGCAAAAGCGACUCCCCAGAAAACAGAUGGCAAGAAAAGUGGUGGUCAUGUAGAUACGCCUUACCCGGCAAAGCAGGCUGGGAAAACUGCUGCCAACAAGCCAAACCAGCAGACACCAAAAUCAGGAGGAUCACAUUCCUGCAAGAGCUGUAAUAGGACAUUUGGUUCUGAACAAGCUCUGGAAUCACACUCAAAAGCUAAGCAUAGUGGUGGCAAGUAAUAUGAAUCACUUUGCUAACUUGACAUCGGAUUUUUGACAGAAAGUUCAGUGUUCCAAUGUGUGUAGACAAGCAGGGGGUAGGUUAUGAAGUCUACUAGUCCACGGUUUGGAUAUAUUAAUCUCUCUAGUUGGUAAUUUCUUUGGCUGCACAAAGUUGGGACUGAUUUAAUGCAUUGUCAAGUGAUAUGGUCUCUUUUACCAUUCUACUAAAUGCUUGAACCUGUGAAAGAAGUAUGCAACUGGUUCCCCGCCUUUUUGCCAUACUAUUAAUGUGGUUGUGCUGUCAUUUGGUUUUA
Sesamum indicum (sesame) is the source of this 1347-nucleotide messenger RNA. RefSeq names its product histone deacetylase HDT1. NCBI's taxonomy places the organism in Eukaryota, Viridiplantae, Streptophyta, Magnoliopsida, Lamiales, Pedaliaceae. The record is from RefSeq and is a predicted model, not a curated record.